AUGACUUUCCUUCUGCGUCUGUACCACCAUACAACUGGAGAGGACAUUUUCAAGAUUGUGAACAAUUACAUAUCCCGUGGAGGUCUGUGUCGGCUUCACAAUGUCACCGCUCGCGAGUUCCCUCACACUGGUAUCCUAAGACGAGUAAGGCUGGACCCACUACCAGAGAUCCUGCAACUCCACUUUGGCCACACACCAUACCUGACGACGACUGCAACAGCCCACGCCGCGUGCUAUCAACAUCUGUGUCGGUGUGAAGCUGGCUACUUCUACACAACACCUUACGAUAUUUGCUCUGGCACUUGCAGCACAGACGAGUUGCAGGACAGCUUUACAGAGUAUCCUGACAGCGCUCUACUACGACACUACCUUGAUCGCUUGGAUGGACUCAGUCUGGAAGACUGCAAGGACAGGUGCCAGGAUGACAAGACUUGCCUCACCUUUGAUUUCAGAGCCCAUGGAGGUCUGUGUCGGCUUCAUAAUGUCACCGCUCGCCAGUCUCCCUCACACUGGUAUCCUAAGACGAGUAAAGGCUGGACCCACUACCAGAGAUCCUGCAACUCCACUUUGGCCACACACCAUACCUGGUACAACUUACUGUGUAACACAAAAGUGGAUUGUCCAGACCCGAACAGCGAUUGUUUGUCACACAGAUGCCGAUGUCAUUCAGGAUUACACUUUAAUGAAACCGAGAAAAAGUGUGUUGUUACAAGGACAUGUGUAGACUGGAACGACAAAGGAGCAAAGAGUGGUGUCUACACCAUUCAGCUACCAGACAACAACAGAGCUGUCAGAGUGUGGUGUGAUAUGGACACUGCGGGCGGCGGCUGGCUGGUGUUCCAGAGACGUAGGGACUUCACAGUUGACUUCAACCGGAGCUUUACAGAAUAUGUAAACGGUUUUGGUGACAUCACUGGAGACUUCUGGCUGGGCCUGUUCACGCUUCACGCACUGGUAGAAAAGCAAUAUGUACACUUGAGAGUGGACAUCAUAGAUGGGAGUGGACGACGUCGCUACGCUGAGUAUGAUGAGUUCAGCAUGUGGGGUGCUGACGGUAACUACGAACUUUUCAGGAGGUUCUUCUUGGGUGACGCAGGAGAUGGGUUGGCACCUAAUGACUAUGGAGGGUUUUCAACCUAUGACCGAGACCCGACCGGCUGUGUCAGGAAACGUCACAGCGCCUGGUGGUACCCGCCUGACUGUGGCAGCACUUACCUCAACAGCCCUUAUGCAUACGGCAAUGCUUGGGGUGACUUCUACAACCUGCAGUUCUCGGAGAUGAAGCUGAAGCCACUCGACUCAACAGAACUGUAUACACCGCCCCCCUGACGUUCUCACAGAUGAAGACGAAGCCAGACUAACAUCAUCUUGUCUCCUGUACCCACUGCUUACACCGCCAGUCCACUGUUCACUGUUCACUACAGGUUCCACUGAUGAUGUGAGCUCAGUGUACAUUAAUCUUUCUCAAUAGUCUAGCAUCUGACCCUAGUGCAGACUACUGUACUUUAAUUGUUUACUUUGAGUAUAUUGCCUGGUGAUUCUAUUAUACACGUGUUGUAUUAUUUCUUUCAGAUUUGCAUUUGCUUGAAUAAACUAACAUGUUUACAAACGUAAAGUCUAAGUUUAAUUAAUUAAUUCAGCAUUUAAUUGUGCAAUGAACUGUCGCUAUACACCUACUAGUCUACAGUAAACGUGUCAUGAACUAUAUAUUAGCUAUACACCUAACAGUUAAUGCAGUGUUGCCAGUUGACACAGGGUAUUACUGUAGUUAACGUAGAUACUGUAGAUAACGGUAGUUGAUACAUCACAUCUCUUACUUAAUUAUACCAAAUAAUUAAAACCAUUUUAAUAUUUGUUCUACACUGAAGAGCUAGCAAGGCGCUAGCAAAAUGGCGACACACACCUGGUGACACACCUGUGUAUUCUCUGUGUACAACUUACACGACAAACUUUCUGUUACAAUAUUGCAGUAAGAGCUAGUGUGGCUGUAGUAGCUACCGUAGACUAGUGUGUGUGGCUGUAGUAGCUACCGUAGACUAGUGUGUGUGUGCUGUAGUAGCUACUGUAGACUAGUG
This is a messenger RNA of Pomacea canaliculata, 2075 nucleotides long. RefSeq lists its product as uncharacterized. The record is from RefSeq and is a predicted model, not a curated record. Lineage: Eukaryota; Metazoa; Mollusca; Gastropoda; Architaenioglossa; Ampullariidae. The coding region runs from base 1 to 1329 and encodes 442 amino acids. The transcript has 9 exons.